Odobenus rosmarus divergens (Pacific walrus) is the source of this 3498-nucleotide messenger RNA. It is a transcript of the gene CPED1, whose product is annotated as cadherin-like and PC-esterase domain containing 1. The coding region runs from base 1 to 3084 and encodes 1027 amino acids. NCBI's taxonomy places the organism in Eukaryota, Metazoa, Chordata, Mammalia, Carnivora, Odobenidae. The transcript is spliced from 22 exons. The record is from RefSeq and is a predicted model, not a curated record.
AUGGUCUGUCGUCCAGUGUUCCCUUGUCGUCGGCGACUUUGUCCCCGGCCCUUCUUGGUGGGCUUGGUGGUGGCAAUCUGUCUCUUCUACCAGACCCUGACACUCCGAGGGUCGAGGAAGCUCACAGCCGCUGUCCCUGGGGCUGACCCGAACACACCCCCCGAAACCCAGGCAAGCAGAUGCGAGAAGGGAUUCUCCCCCGACAAACCGUGCUUCCUUCCCUCCGGUAAUGCACAGGAAAUCGGAAAGAUGGAGAAAUCAGUAGAGACACACUUUGGCAGCCAUGACAGAAGGGCCAUACUCUACAGGCCUCCUUCCUUCAGCAAAACAGAGCUUCAGCUCCACCAGCACCUUCUCACUCAGCAUCGCUAUACGGUUGUCAUCGCUGAAGAAAGGAUCGGUGCUGGCCUUGGGCUGGGGCUGCUAGAAAAAGGUGAUUUGGGCUCUUGGGAUCUGCUCAUUUGCCUGUCUUCUAGGGAAGCUGGUGGAAAACCUUGCAUAUCCAAGGAAGACAUGUGCCAUUUAGGUUUACAUCAAAAGGUAAACAUAUUACCAGAUAUACAGCAUCAGCUUUGCAGAAAAGAAGGAUUAUGUCAAAUAAUUAGAAGAUUUCCAGAAUUGCGACUUCUGGUGAGCCCCUCUGUGUGUCUGGAUCAGAGCACACAGUUAAAGCUGAGCACUUCGAGUCACCUUUUAAAAACAGUGAAGCCACAUAUGUGGAAACCAUGGGACUGGCGACGUGAACAGCUGAAUCAAACAACAGUCCUUGCUCGACAAACAAUCUUCAGAGCUGAAGAACUAUCUGUGAUUCUUAAAGCGUAUGUGUUGGUGACAUCCUUAACACCUUUGCGUGCAUUCAUUCAUUCAACUGGCACAAUUUGGAAUCCACCAAAGAAAAAACGCUUCACUGUCAAGCUGCAAACAUUUUUUGAGACAUUCCUGACAGCCAGUUCACCUCUUCAGGCUUUUGAUAAUAUGAAAGAAGCAAUUAGCAAACUCUUGCUAGCAGCUGAAUUAUUCAGAGAACCAUCUACUCUGGGACCAAAGGCCUUCAAUAGAUGCAGAUUAUGUUUUCAACUUUUCACUUUUGAUAUUGGUUACUACAGUUUUGGGUACCCCGUAGUGCUCCAGGUGCAUGAUCAUUUAAAUUUUCAAGAUGAUGAUAAUAUGGAUUUUGAGGACCAAAACACAGAAGAAUUCCUUUUACAAGAUACUUUCAAUUUUCUCUUCUCUAAUGAAUCUUCACUUCCAAUGUUUUCUGAGAUAUUUCAGGGACUUUAUAGAUCAGGUGUUUUUAAGGGUGAAAACCAUCAGAAGGAACAAAACCAAUGCCUGUCUUUAGAGGAGAUGAACUCAAUUAUGACUUUCACAAAGGAACUUGGGAACUUGGGGCAAUUCCAACUGCUCUUCCCAUCUACUACUCCUGGGAUUCGAUCUUUGAUGCGUGAAUUUUAUGAUAGGGCAAAUCCUGUGGGACGACCUGGUUCAAUCCUGACUCAAUGCUGGUCUCUUAUAAAUGUAUUGGAACAGUUUCAGCUCCUGAAUAAAAAGGCUCAGCUACAUCCCCUGGAAUGGCAUUCUUUCACAGAGGAUGAGAACAUUGAAAAACCACAAGUGCCAUUUGAUGCAAUGAGAAAUAAAAAAGCUGCUGUUCCACGAAUCAGGAAUGAAACCAAAGAAGUUCAUUGCAGUAAUGAUGACACACAAUGUUAUAUCAAGCAGAUCCUCACACAUCCACAUUUGGAGCUAAAUCCUGAAUUUAACCCAAAGAUCAAAGAUUAUUACUCUGAAGUCCCAUUUGAUGUGGUCACAGUGACAAUUGGAGCGGAGACUUCUAAGUGUCAGUGCAAGGUGUACCUGCAUGAUCGGGCAGGACCAAGCUUUGCCAACUACCCUCUGGGUUUGGGAAUGAACAAAAUCUCAAUGCUGGUGGUGGAUGAAUCUCCAGCACAGGGGGAAACCCUGAGCACGUAUAAACUCACCAUCUACAGAGAAGACCGUCCAAGUCUGCCCUUGUUUGAAGACUUCACAGCAUGCGGUUUUGUGCAGGAUUGUGGUUUGCUGAUUCACCCAGAGGAAACCUGUGGGUUACAGCCUAUUUCCUCUGACUACAUUGAAGCCAUUUCACAGCCCGAACUAAAGAUCUGUCCAUCUGGGGACACAACAGGCCAAUGGAUCGUGCCUUGCCUUAGCUGUUCAGACAACAGGACCUGUGACUGGAGGGAAAUAACUUGGCAGCCCCAUGACUGCCAAUAUGGUGUUCUUACUAAGCCCCAACUCCAGCAGUGCCUGGGAGGAAGGAAGAUUCUUUUCAUCGGAGAUUCAACCAACAGAGGAAUAAUGUACUAUCUGAUUGAAAGACUAAAUGAAACCCUGCAGGAAUGGCAGAAGGUGCACGGCACGAAAUUCUAUCACAACAUCAACGGUGGGAAGACUCUGAUCAGUUAUUCCUACUAUCCUCAGUUCUGGAUAAGCCCUUCCCUGAGACCAACGUUUGAGAAAGCACUCGAACAUCUCUUGCAAAGAUCCCGUCCCCUGGAGAACACAGGCCAGACGGUAUUGGUCGUUGGUGGUGUUCAGUGGCUCAGUUCCAAUCACCUACAAAUUAUUCACAAGGUUUUGAAGAGGGAAAAUUUACUCAAUAUCCUUGUGAUCAUCAAAACUUUGGGAAUUGGAUUUCAUCUCCCAGUGGAUGGAUUGCAUUUCUUGACACAGAGUGAAGUUCAGAACUUAUGGAAAGAAAAUGUGAUUAUUCUGGAUGCUGCAAAAACAUAUGGCUAUGAAGUGGUUGACACAUUUACUAUAACAAUGGGGCGAUACAAGGAGUUUUUGCAGGGGACAUGUGGAUGCCAUUUUCAUGAGGUAGUGAAAUCAAAGCUAUCCAAAGAAUAUCCCUUUAUUAAAAUGAAACAAUCAGGAAAUCAUAUUGUGGGGAAAUAUUUCAGCAAUCAAAGCAAACUACAACAACGACGACAAGACUCUGUAACAAAGUUUCAAUCACCGUAUCAUGUCAGAGGUCCAAUUAAUCAGGUUUGCUCUGAAAUCCUUCUCAGCAGGAUGUGUACGAGUAAAAGAACUGUGUAGACUCCCUGCAGGAGGACUGGACUUGGAAUUGGAGGCAAGCCACUCACUCACCUGGACAGCAGUCUAAGAACCAAAUCCUGUACAUCACGUGUAUUUGGAUUGACCGCACACUCAUGCAGCCUGGCACACACACACAUACACACCAAUGCACACGUGGCUAAAAAAAAGUAAUAAUAACACUUUUUUCCUACAGCUUCAUAAGUCCAAGGUGUGCACUUGAAAAUCAUUUGUUUUCAAGGGGAAAGCUAGAGCUAGAAAAACGUUACUUGAAGAACAAUGGUAAAUUAGAACCACCGUGGGCUAGGUAUUGCAUUGUGAUAAUAAGGAGAAAUAUAGACACUUGAAUUAUGUGGACAAAAAGGGUAAAGCUCUUGAGUAUUGCAUUAUCUUUUCUCGCGGUAAAUUAAUACUGAA